GCAGCCGGGGCGGCGCGACGGCCGGGGCGGGGGCGCUGCUGCGGCGGGGUCAGGCGGCGGCAGGGGCAGGAGCGGUGGCGGCGGCCCGCACUAGCCAUGCCGAAUAAAACCAAGAAGGAGAAAGAACCACCAAAACCAGGGAAGAGUGGGAAAAGUUCAAAAGAAGGACAAGACACAGUAGAAUCAGAGCAGAUUUCCAGCAGGAAGAACAGCCUUGUGGCUGUCCAGUCUUCAACAUCUUCUAAAAUAAAGGUACCAGCCCCUCAGCCCAUUGUGAAAAAAGACAAGCGGCAGAAUUCUUCACGGUUUAGUGCCAGCAAUAAUAGAGAACUGCAAAAACUACCAUCUUUAAAAGAUGUUCCUCCUGCGGAUCAAGAGAAGCUUUUUACCCAGAAGUUACGUCAGUGUUGUGUCCUCUUCGACUUUGUUUCUGACCCACUGAGUGACCUCAAGUGGAAGGAAGUAAAACGAGCUGCUCUAAGUGAAAUGGUAGAAUAUAUCACCCACAAUCGGAAUGUGAUCACAGAGCCCAUUUACCCUGAAGUAGUCCAUAUGUUUGCAGUUAACAUGUUUCGAACAUUGCCGCCUUCCUCCAAUCCCACGGGAGCAGAGUUUGACCCAGAGGAGGACGAACCAACAUUAGAAGCAGCCUGGCCUCAUCUGCAGCUUGUUUAUGAGUUUUUCUUAAGAUUUUUAGAGUCUCCAGAUUUCCAGCCUAAUAUAGCGAAGAAAUAUAUUGAUCAGAAAUUUGUAUUGCAGCUUUUAGAGCUCUUUGACAGCGAGGAUCCUCGGGAGAGAGAUUUUCUAAAAACCACCCUUCACAGAAUUUAUGGAAAGUUCUUAGGCCUGAGAGCGUACAUCAGAAAACAGAUAAAUAAUAUAUUUUAUAGAUUUAUUUAUGAAACAGAGCAUCACAAUGGCAUAGCAGAAUUGCUGGAAAUAUUGGGGAGUAUAAUUAAUGGAUUUGCCUUACCACUAAAAGAAGAGCACAAGAUUUUCCUGUUGAAGGUGUUGCUACCUUUGCACAAAGUGAAAUCUCUGAGUGUCUACCAUCCGCAGCUGGCGUACUGCGUCGUGCAGUUUUUAGAGAAGGACAGCACCCUCACUGAACCAGUGGUAAUGGCACUUCUCAAAUACUGGCCAAAGACCCACAGUCCAAAAGAAGUAAUGUUCUUAAAUGAAUUAGAAGAAAUUUUAGAUGUCAUUGAACCCUCGGAGUUUGUGAAGAUCAUGGAGCCUCUCUUCCGGCAGUUAGCCAAGUGCGUUUCCAGCCCACACUUCCAGGUGGCAGAGCGAGCACUGUAUUACUGGAAUAAUGAAUACAUUAUGAGUUUAAUUAGUGACAAUGCAGCAAAGAUUCUGCCCAUCAUGUUUCCAUCCUUGUACCGCAACUCAAAGACCCAUUGGAACAAGACGAUACAUGGCUUGAUAUACAAUGCCCUGAAACUCUUCAUGGAAAUGAACCAAAAAUUGUUUGAUGACUGCACACAACAGUUUAAAGCAGAGAAACUGAAAGAGAAGCUAAAAAUGAAAGAGCGAGAAGAAGCAUGGGUUAAAAUAGAAAAUCUAGCCAAAGCGAAUCCCCAGUAUGCAGUGUAUAGUCCAGCCAGCACCGUGAGCUUGCCAGUUGCCAUGGAGACAGAUGGGCCUCUGUUUGAAGAUGUGCAGAUGCUGAGAAAGACAGUGACGGAGGAGGCUCAUCAGGCACAGAAAGAUCUGAAGAAGGACCGUCCUCUUGCGCGCCGCAAGUCCGAGCUGCCUCAGGACCCCCACACCAAGAAAGCCUUGGACGCCCACUGCAGAGCUGAUGAGCUGGUCUCCCAGGACGGGCGCUAGCCAGGCCAGCAGCCGCCACGCCAGUGCACUUCUGGGUUCUGUAGAAAAUCCACACUGUCUGUGCCAUACCAAUCAGUUACUCAAGGCAAAGCUUCCUCCACCCGUUCUGUAGGCAAAGGCGCUCGCCUGCCUCAGCUCAAGAUUAGGAGUUCAAACAAUGGUGGCUUCUCAGACCUGCUGGCCAGCCGGGCUGAUUACGGUGUCCUCACAGCGUCAUCCCCACCCCUGCGUAGCCUAGGUCAGACUGACAGUCCGAGCUGUAGGAAAGCACCCUGGUCAUCAUCUUCAUGUUCUGCCCACACAGAAUCAGGGAGCCUUUAAAAUAGGCGCUCCUGUGAUGAUGUUUUCAAAUUAAAGGAAUACUUUUAAAGGUAUCACCUGUUUUUUGAGACUUUGACCUCUGCAAUUGUUUCCACCUGAUGGUUAGGCCAGCAGUUUUUGUUUGCUUAUUCUCACAGAAAUGGCUCUUGCUUUCACGUCCUAACAGCCUACUGGGAGAGUGACACGACAAUCCUCCGCCGCGGGCACCUCUGGGCGUUCCUUUUCUUUGGUCAGCGGCAUGUACACCCUGUCCUCCUCGUAUGUCUACUGAAAGCCAUAUUCCCAAGCCUGUGGGACAGCACCAGGAUUCCAGGGGUGAGCUCAUACAAGAAGUUUAUUUCAAAAGAGCUUUCUCGUGUCUACCUUAACUGGAAUUGAAAUUUUAAAAUUAUGUGUUCGUAUUUUUAUUUGCAGAAUCAGUUUUUCACCUAUUUACACAUUGUUGCCCUUCAACAAGGCUCUCAAAUUAAUAGAAUCAUAUUGUCUAGGAGUCCCACAUUCUGUAGAGAGUUAGGAUGAGACCCAUUUGAGUUAAGCCUGCUCUUGGCCCAGUGCAGACGGCAGCGCCUUUGGCGUUAAGUAACACAGUGGUCAGUGUGGCCAGCCCACUGCUGUGACAUGGUCCUCAGAGCCCAGAGGAAGCACCAGUCACGGUGGCGCUGGGUGAGCCUCCUCUGGGGAAGAGCACACAUCACAUCACCAAGGAAAGGACAGUGUCUGAGUUUCCAUCGGUCUUCAAUGCUGCUGUGUGUUCCCCAGACUUCUUGCAUGGAGUACACUUUUGUCUAGAUGGAACAGCACGAGAAGGAGAACCUUUGACUUAGUGCUUUGUCUCUUCUUUAUUUCUCUCAGGGUGGCCAGUAUUUUGACUUGUUUAUCCUGCUUGAAAGCUACUUGAGAUGUGUGCUGCUCUUCUAAACAGUGGCUCUAGUUUUUUUGUUUGUUUGUUUUGUUUUUGUCUCUGGCAUAUAUAACUUAACGUUAACUGUCUUGAUGCAUAAGAUAAGAGAUAAAGUGUGGCUUCUUUUAGGAUCUGUUUUUUUAAUCGUGGUCUCUGGUAUCCAUGGAAAGACUGUGGAAAUUAGACAUGGGUCCUGUGUGGCUGCAGUGCCUGCUGCCCGGGUUCCUUUACGCCCACUGACAACGCUGAUGUCCUGGUGUCUUGAGGGAAAAUCAUCUGGGGGAGGGGAUUCCUCAUGUUGAGAGCAAGCACAGCAUGAAAGGAAAAGAUGGCCCCAGCCGAAAGUGGACAGGUCAGUCCACUUGGCGAGAAUACUUCCUGAAAAACUUGACAAAUAUCUAUCCAUUUUACCAUUAUGAAAUCUAUAAUUUAAAAAAAAAAAAAAAGUUUAGAUGCCUUCUCCUUUUGAGGGAAAAAGGGUGCUUUUAUUGUAUAAAGCAACGUCCUACAUAUUUUGAUAUACCAUUGUUUGAACUUCUGUCUUUAGCUGAUAGGUUCACACAUCCCUUAUCUUGGAUGUUUGGUAUGUUUGAGAGAAAGGUUUCUGGGAAGACUCUCCUUCUGCCCUAGGGAAAAAGCAAAAUAUCAUUGUCUGGCUGAUUGUGUAAAGCUCAAUGUGUAAGAACAUCUUUUGGUCUAGGUUUUAUUUUGGCUCUUUAUUGAAGACAAACAUUCACCAAUGGGGGGGGGGGGGUGAGAAAAACUAAUUUUAUUUGACAAGAGUAUUACUUAAUAUUUUGGCCUAUGGAAGUUUCCCUAGUUAGUACUCGGAUUCCCUGUGCUAAUUGUUCAACUUAUAUAUUAUAAAUUAUAUAGAGACACUGUUUAUUCUGUACCAAACUGAUUUCAGAAGUACUGCGUUGAAAAUAAACUGGUGACUGUUUUUCUUCAUAAAGCUCCGCGUGGCAUCUUCACUCUCCACAACGCACCUGUGCACCAGAAGUGUCCUGGUCCGAGUGUCUGUUCCGUGUGGCUGUAGUAUGGCUUCCUUUUAAUAUUGUACAUACAUUGUAUCUUUGUUUUAUGGUAAUAAGUAAUAAAAAUGUAGACUUCAUAUUUUGUACAAAAUGUCCUAUGUACAGAAUAAAAAAGUUCAUAGAAACAGCAAAAGUAGGUAAGUGGCACAAUUAUUUUUCUUUAGAAAAUAUCUGUAACUUUAUGCUUUAGUGAAAUGUUAAGUACCUACAUAUUUUUUAACAUUUUGUAAUUCCAAACUUUUUUGUUUUGACAUUGUUUAUGAAGAUAAACUUCAUACACUUGCCAUUUAAUAUGCUCUUUUACCUAAUUUUAAAAAUCUCUAAAAACGGUGUAUUAUAUGGACUAAAUAAAGAACAUGUGAAUUUUA
This is a messenger RNA of Marmota monax (woodchuck), 4463 nucleotides long. RefSeq names its product protein phosphatase 2 regulatory subunit B'gamma (gene Ppp2r5c). The record is from RefSeq and is a predicted model, not a curated record. Gene Ontology annotation, molecular function: protein phosphatase activator activity. NCBI's taxonomy places the organism in Eukaryota, Metazoa, Chordata, Mammalia, Rodentia, Sciuridae. The transcript has 16 exons. Gene Ontology annotation, biological process: protein dephosphorylation; signal transduction. Gene Ontology annotation, cellular component: cytosol; nucleus; protein phosphatase type 2A complex. Bases 97 to 1836 code for a protein of 579 amino acids.